Lactuca sativa (garden lettuce) is the source of this 1253-nucleotide messenger RNA. RefSeq names its product hydroxyphenylpyruvate reductase. NCBI's taxonomy places the organism in Eukaryota, Viridiplantae, Streptophyta, Magnoliopsida, Asterales, Asteraceae. The record is from RefSeq and is a predicted model, not a curated record. Gene Ontology annotation, molecular function: hydroxypyruvate reductase [NAD(P)H] activity; glyoxylate reductase (NADPH) activity; NAD binding. Gene Ontology annotation, cellular component: cytosol.
ACAUAAUUUGUGUACGUGUCCUAUCGUGUCUGACUGUCUUCAAGGCGUUCUGGUUACUAAACAGGUACGCAUCCAACACUCACUGGACUCAUCUUUCCUACCCCCGUUGACCUCAGACAACCAACCUUGAUCAUGGAAGCCAUCGGUGUACUGCUAACGACCCCGGUGUAUUCUUACCUGGAAGAAGAACUGGAUAGCCGCUUCAAGCUUUUCCGCAUCUGGAACUUCCCUCAAAAGGACGAGUUCUUGAAGGAGAACUCCGAUUUCAUCCGCGCCAUCGUCGGAACCCCCAAUUCCAGUGUCAACCGAGAAGUGAUCGACUCGUUGCCGGCUCUGGAGAUCAUAUCGAGUUUCAGUGUCGGAUUAGACCAUGUCGAUUUGGCGUAUUGUAAGGAGAAAGGAGUUAGGGUUACAAAUACACCGGAUGUAUUGACGGAGGAUGUGGCUGAUACAGCGAUUGGAUUGAUAUUAGCGACGUUGAGAGGGAUCUGUGAGUGCGAUCGGUAUGUUAGGGCUGGAUUGUGGAAGAAAGGUGACUUCAAAUUGACUACUAAGUUCAGUGGCAAAAAGGUGGGAAUCAUAGGUCUAGGAAGAAUAGGGACAGCAAUUGCCAAGAGAGCUGAAGCAUUCAACUGUCCAAUAAGUUACUAUUCCAGAUCACAGAAACCAGAAACAAAUUACAUAUACUUUCCCAGUGUAGUUGAAUUGGCUUCUCAUUGUGACAUCCUUGUUGUGGCGUGUGCACUAACUGCAGAAACUCGCCACAUCAUCAACCGCCAAGUCAUCGAUGCACUGGGUCCCAAGGGGUUUCUCAUCAACAUUGGAAGGGGCCCACACAUAGACGAACAUGAACUGGUAUCCGCCCUUGUUGAAAGGCGGAUAGCAGGUGCAGGUCUUGAUGUGUUUGAGAAGGAGCCCCAUGUCCCUGAGGAGUUGUUUGGGCUUGAUAAUGUGGUUCUGUUGCCACAUGUCGCGAGUGGAACUGUUGAGACACGAAACGCGAUGGCUGAUCUUGUUGUUGGAAACUUGGAGGCUCACUUUUCCAAGAAGCCAUUGUUGACCCCUGUUGUUUGAAUAUGAUUAUGAUGAUAUUGGUAUUAAGUUACUACCAUUUAAAAAGCUGUUGUUGACACUUGUGAGCUUCUUUUAAAGUCUGCUUAUUCUUCUAGCAAAGCUUUAAAUUCCUCAAUACCAUUUUCAAAUUCAUGGGUUGUGCAAGGAAAUUGAAUAAAUAUACAAAGCAGAUUGUAGCA